CCGCAGGCUAUGGUUGUUCGGAGAUUCUUCGAAUUCACGAUCUUAAAGUCAUAUGAUUCACAGCAAAUAUAGCAACAAAUAUCUCAAUUCGCAUUUUCCAAAGCCACGAAACGUGCAUUGAGUUUGGAGCGAUAUCUGAAGUGAAGAUUGAAGACGUGAUAGAAGAUGGACGACUACUGCUAUGCUAAGAUGGCGACGUCCGCUAAAAGAGAACAUGAAAGAGAAUCAACUUCCAGCAAAUCACCAACGGAGAUAAAGACGAAAGAUGAAGCAGACGUCCAGCAGCUGAUUGGUAAUCCAGAAGAAGUUUCCCCUCAGUUAGGGGGGAGCUCCACUUUGAAGCAGGAGACUCCACAACCACCCUGCAUUAAAAAGGAAGAGGAGGAACUCUGCAUCACUCAGGAGGGAGAGUGUCUUCUAGGACGAGAGGAAGCUGAUUACACCAAGUUUCCACUGAGUAUUCUCUCUCUACCAGAUAGUGAGACUGAAGACGAGGUUGAAGAACCUUUGAGCAGCAAUAAAGACUGUGAAGGUGAUAUGAGGACUCACACUGACAACAAACACUCUGAAUGCUCUUCAAAGAAGAGAGGUAAAAAAUGUUUGAGCUGUUCAAUUUGUGCUGAAAGUUUUACUAAAAAGAGCCAUUUGACUCAACACAUGAGAACACACACAGGAGAAAAAGUAUUUAAGUGUACAGUUUGUGGCAAAAGCUUUUCUCAAAAUAGCCGUUUGACGCGACACAUUAGAACACACACAGGAGAAAAACCAUUUAAUUGUUCAGUUUGUAGCGAAAGCUUUUCUCAAAACAGCCAUUUGAAUCGACACAUGAGAACACACACAGGAGAAAAACCAUUUAAUUGUUCAGUUUGUGGAGAGAGCUUUUCUCAAAAUAGUCAUUUGACUCAACACAUGAGAACACACACAGGUGAAAAACCAUUUUGUUGUUCCUUUUGCGGCAAAAGCUUUUCUCAACAUAGCUCUUUGACUCAACACAUUAGAACACACACAGGCGAAAAUACAUUUAAUUGUUCAGUUUGUGGCAAAAGCUUUUCUAUUAAGAGGUAUUUGACUGAACACAUGAGAACACACACUGGUGAAAAACCAUUUAUCUGUUCAGUUUGUGGCAAAAGCUUUACUGUUAAGAGCACUUUGACUGAACACAUGAGAACACACACAGGCGAAAAACCAUUUAGUUGUUCAGUUUGUGGCAAAUUUUUUUAUAAAAAUACCUCUUUGACUGAACACAUAAGAACACACACAGGUGAAAAACCAUUUAAUUGUUCAGUUUGUGGCAAAGGAUUUUCUGUUAAGAGGAAUUUGACUCAACACAUGAGAACACACACAGGUGAAAAACCAUUUAAUUGUUCAGUUUGUGGCAAUAGCUUUCCUCAAUUCAGCUCUUUGUGUCGACACAUGAGAACACACACUGGAGAAAAAACAUUUAGUAAAAGGUUCCCACAUAAUGCAGACGCAGUAAAACACAUAAGAACACACAAGGGAAAAUAACCAAUUAGCUGUUUAGUUUGUGGUAUGUUGCUCAUAUGUGGCGACAUCCACCCUACCUAGGACCUCCUCACUGCUUCUUUCACAAAUGUCUGAGGUAUUCAUACAAACUUGGAUUAUUUGAAGCAUAAUCUUAUUAAACACAUUUUGUUAUAAGUUAUAAAAAUGUGUUCAGUUCUCAGAGACACAUCAAUGUCAGUGUAGCUGCUGACAGAAGCAACAUGUAUAUUUGAUAUAUAAUGUCAUAGUUGGUGAGAAUAAAUAAAUACAAUGCAUAAAGAUAAAUUCAUAUUGUACACAUAAUGUGAUUAAAAGGAUAUUUCCUUGGGUUAAUUCAUGAAAGUUUAUUUUAACUUUAUUUUUGUUACAAACCCAUGUCAAUUGAGUGGGGAAUAUAAUUUGUUCACGUUGUUGUGGGGACAAUUAAUAUGUGAGGGAAUUAAGGAAGCAGCAUGAGACGACAAGUGUUUGAUGUGGAAGACGUUAAUGGAGUCUCGGAUUGAAAAUAAACUUUAUUCCCUUGGAGUUUAUGAGGCCAACGAGGUAUGAUUACUUCUGAUAUGUUUGUGAAAUCUGUGUUUUCUUUUUUUGGAUGUCAGACUAAUUGUAAGUUCUGUUUACUUAUUUUAUUACUUCUAAUGGCAUUAUAUUUGGCAUAGUUG
Molecule: messenger RNA, 2165 nt
Organism: Nerophis lumbriciformis (worm pipefish)
Lineage: Eukaryota; Metazoa; Chordata; Actinopteri; Syngnathiformes; Syngnathidae
Source: RefSeq, a predicted model, not a curated record